AUCUCGUGGCUCAAGAACUUAAAAAACGAAUUAGAGUUCUUUGUUGGGUCAUGACUAGUCCUAGUAAUCACAUUAAAAAAGCAAGACAUGUAAAAGCUACAUGGGGUAAACGUUGUAAUACAUUACUUUUUAUGAGCACUGUUAAAGAUAAAAGUUUGCCAUCUAUUGCAUUACCAGUUAAAGAAGGUAGAGAUACACUUUGGGGUAAAACUAAAGAGGCAUUUAAGUACAUACAUAAACAUUAUAAUGAUUAUGAUUAUGUAUUGAAAGCUGAUGAUGACACAUAUGUUAUAGUAGAGAAUUUGAGGUAUAUGUUAACUUCAUUUAAUCCAAAAGAUCCAAUCUUCUUAGGUUGUAGGUUUAAACCUUAUGUUAAACAGGGAUACAUGAGUGGCGGUGCAGGUUAUUUGUUAAGCAAAGAAUCAGUUAAGAGGUUUGUUGAAAAAGCUAUACCUCAUAAACAAUGUCGGCAAGAUAAUGGUGGAGCUGAAGAUGUAGAAAUUGGUAUUUGUCUUCAACUAGUUGGGGUAAAAGCUGAAGAUACUCGAGAUAGUUUAGGACGUGGACGUUUCUUUCCAUUUAUUCCAGAACACCAUCUUAUACCUGGGCACACAGAUUCAAGUUUUUGGUACUGGAAAUAUAUUUAUUAUCCAAUAGUAGAGGGUAUGGAUUGUUGUUCAGAUACCGCAGUUUCAUUCCAUUAUGUUAAUCCUAAUAAUAUGUAUGUUCUCGAAUAUUUAAUUUAUCAUUUACGGCCAUAUGGAGUGACUCAGAAUAUUGAUAAAAGUAUUGUAAACAAAAUAUACUCUAACAAAGAAAAUAAUGUUACUAAGACUGAUCAGCAAAACUGAUGAAAAACACACAUGUAUAAACUUGAAUUAAAACACUUGACAGUGUUGACCUUUAUAUUGUAUAUUAUUUAAUAUUUAUAAUUAUAUUUAUACACAAACUAGAAUGAUUAGUCUCGUGCCAUUUACAUGCUCUGUUUGUGUACAGAACUCUACUAGUCAAUAACUUAUUGGCAAAUCCUAGUCAAUUUGCUCAUAAAGUUCUUAUUGAUGGAGCUUGAUUUCUUUAAAUUGUUUUUUCUUUUUAUUAUUCAAACAUUCUAAAUGAAAAAAAUAAUAAAA
Diuraphis noxia (Russian wheat aphid) is the source of this 1130-nucleotide messenger RNA. Its product is annotated as Glycoprotein-N-acetylgalactosamine 3-beta-galactosyltransferase 1. The record is from RefSeq and is a predicted model, not a curated record. NCBI's taxonomy places the organism in Eukaryota, Metazoa, Arthropoda, Insecta, Hemiptera, Aphididae. Gene Ontology annotation, molecular function: N-acetylgalactosaminide beta-1,3-galactosyltransferase activity. Gene Ontology annotation, cellular component: membrane.